Zasmidium cellare ATCC 36951 is the source of this 1464-nucleotide messenger RNA. RefSeq lists its product as uncharacterized. The transcript has 2 exons. The record is from RefSeq and is a predicted model, not a curated record. NCBI's taxonomy places the organism in Eukaryota, Fungi, Ascomycota, Dothideomycetes, Mycosphaerellales, Mycosphaerellaceae. Gene Ontology annotation, cellular component: trans-Golgi network. Bases 1 to 1464 code for a protein of 487 amino acids. Gene Ontology annotation, biological process: Golgi to plasma membrane protein transport.
AUGGCUGUAGACCCGAUGGCUGUGGCUCCUGGCCACUCGCUGGGCUUCAUCACACUCGGCGCUUCGUUGCAAUCCGUCCUCACUACGAUCAAGCAAGACAAGGCCCAGUUCCCCGCCAUCGACCUGGCCAUAUCCUCCGCGACCCCUUUGACCACGCCCGUAAUAGUCACCCUUCCUCACAACGGUAUUCGCCUGCGAUUUGAUGCCACCGACCAGAGGCUACGUCUCAUCGAGCUGCUCGACUUCACCAAGACCAGACUCACCUACAAAGGAAGCGAACUUGUAAAGAAGCAGGAAGAUGGCUCGUCGGCUACAUUCAAGCGUAUAUAUCAGCUGUUCGGGGCUUCAUAUCCAGGCGAAUAUCUUGCUCCCAAGACUGGUCGUACGGGUACAUACGUCUUAUCGUGGCCAGGCAUCGCCUUCAACUUUCCCCUCCAGCAUUCAGCUUGGGCUCCAGACAAGGAUCAUGUCUCCCUUCUCGGCUCUCAGGCAGCAUCUGCAGCUACUCAAAUGGCUGUCUUCGAAGGCAACAGUUGGCCAGAAACAAGAAGUACUCUUUUCGUAAAGACACCGUCCGGUCCACGUCAGCCUGCAAUCUCCAGCCAGCCGCGCGACGUACUCCCGCCAGAGAUCGAGCUUGCGUCUGUACAAGGUGCCGGCAAGGUUACAUUCAUUCGACGUUCACCUGCCGCACCAUUCGACAUCAUAUUGAACCAGACCACCGCACAGGACUUGAUCACCGAGCUGGGACCGCCAGACGCCACUCAUCAACGAGACCAGCAAGUUUUCCAGGAUGAUACGACUCAUCCACGACCAAGGACUAACUCUAGAUCUCUCUCAAACGGGAGGCCCCACCCUACACCGCCGUCCAGCUAUUCCUCAACUGGGACAGACACUUUCGAUACAGACUUUGACUCGGGAGAUGCUGAAGAUGAAAUGGCGGAGAGGAUUGGAAGGGAAACGUUCUGGUGCUAUUUUGGCCAUGGUGUGGACAUAUUACUUGGCCCUCCCAGCGACCAGGCAUCUAUGGAGGACACCGGUGCCAACCCUACACCACUUUCGUCCAGUCCACAUCUGGUCGUGCUGAAAAUCGUCCUACAUGGCAACAUACCUGGUAGCUAUGCGUUCAACCGACACCGUCGUCUACGGUGGACUAUCGAGCUUCGCGAUGCCAGCUCUGUUCUGAGCUCUGAACACCCCUUCGACGACAUCAAACCUGACCUGAUGCAAGCCUUCCACAACGUUUGGCCAGAAUCGGAGAUGGGACGAGGGAAGGUCGUCAACAGAACUUGGGGUGCAGAUCCGAGCGACAGCAGUUUCUUCUUGCCUGACGAGGAGCAGGAUCUAGUGGAAACAGGCAGCAGCAGCGAGCAGUGGCUCGGUAACACCAAGCUGUAUUCGUUCCCUGGAUUGACGUUCGAAGUGUUGACGAACGGGGCCAUCAGUGCACUUACGGUGUCUUGA